CCAGCCCCGGGUUUCUCCUCCGAAAUCCACCAGAAGCUCGCAAUGGAAAUGCCAGGUUGGAUGAAGAGUCUGAACUUCUUCCAGGUGUUCUUUUAAAGCAUUUCUUAUUUCUCCACUUGCUUCUCCCAAUGGAGGAUCAGCUGAGAUUCAUUUUCUGCUAUUCAUGCUGAGCAGUUUCUUGGAGAGGUGGUGUGUGAGUGGAGAUACACCUGGUGAUGAUUCAAAUGUGGGAAUCACCCCAGAUGUGGUUGCUGCUGAUGCUCCCCUGGGAACAUGCCUUGAUAGGGAAUUAACACCAGUCAGUGAUGGGCUGUGGGACAAGCAAAGUGCUUCCCGAGCCCCCCAAAGAUGUGCAGCUAGACCUGGUUAAAAAAGUCGAACCUUACACAGGCCACAGUGACAUAUACAAGCAUUUCAUCAAAGAUGACUGCGGGGCUGUCAUCAAAGCUGGCUCUCCCUCCCCUCCCCAUCACUCCAACCCCUAUCCCGGGAAUCCCCUGCCCGCCCACCAGCCCGAGCCCCGCAAGAACAAAGUGGCCAAGUACCGCGCCAAGUUCGACCCGCGAGUGACGGCCAAGUACGACAUCAAAGCGCUGAUCGGGAGGGGCAGCUUCAGCCGCGUGGUGCGGGUGGAGCACAAGGCCACCAAGCAGCCCUACGCCAUCAAGAUGAUCGAGACCAAGUACCGGGAGGGCCGGGAGGUGUGCGAGUCGGAGCUGAGCGUCCUGCGGCGCGUGCGCCACACCAACAUCAUCCAGCUCAUCGAGGUGUUCGAGACGCAGGACCGCGUGUACAUGGUCAUGGAGCUGGCCACCGGCGGGGAGCUCUUCGACCGCAUCAUCGCCAAGGGCUCCUUCACCGAGAGGGACGCCACGCGCGUGCUGCAGAUGGUGCUGGAUGGGGUGAGGUACCUGCACACGCUGGGCAUCACCCACCGGGACUUGAAGCCGGAGAACCUGCUGUAUUACCACCCGGGAACAGACUCCAAGAUCAUGAUCACGGACUUCGGGCUGGCGAGCGCGCGGAAGAAAGGGGACGACUGCCUGAUGAAAACCACGUGUGGGACCCCGGAGUACAUUGCUCCCGAGAUCCUGGUCAGGAAGCCCUACACGAACUCUGUGGACAUGUGGGCGCUGGGGGUGAUCUCCUACAUUCUCCUCAGUGGCACGAUGCCCUUUGAGGACGACAACCGCACCCGCCUGUACCGGCAGAUCCUGAAGGGAAAGUACAGCUACUCAGGAGAGCCCUGGCCCAGUGUGUCCAACCUGGCCAAGGAUUUCAUCGACCGCCUGCUCACGGUGGACCCCAGUGACAGGAUGACGGCCCUUCAGGCCCUGAAGCACCCGUGGGUGGUCAGCAUGGCAGCCUCCUCCUCCAUGAAGAACCUGCACCGUUCCAUCUCACAGAACCUUCUCAAGAGGGCGUCCUCCCGCUGCCAGAGCACCAAGUCAGCUCAGUCCACCCGCUCCAGCCGCUCCACCAAAUCCAACAAGUCGCGGCGCGUGCGGGAGCGGGAGCUGCGGGAGCUCAACCUGCGCUACCAGCAGCAGUACACGGGCUGAGCUCCUGCCCUGCCACAGGUCUGCUCUGUGCUGCAGGUGUGCACACACUCAGUGAGGAACAGCCAGGUUCCUCCCUCCCUCCAGGUGAUCCCCCCAUCCAUCCUCACCCCGGGCGGAGGAAACGGAACCUUGUGGCCGUCACACCCUGCGAGCUGUGCCACAAAUGGGGGAGUCCCUGUGGGCUCAGAGCCUCAAGAAAUGCGCGAAUUAAGGAGCCACGUGGGGAGAAGAGCUCUUUCUGUAGCCCAGGAGCUUGGUUGUUCAUAGUUAUUUAUUAAUUCCAGAGCGUUUAGUUUCUCUCACUUGCGUAUGGAAAAAAGAAGAAAUCACUUGGUGUGUCUGUGCAUGCACGUCCGUGUGUGCACGUACACGUGUGGGGGUGUAUAUCUAUUUAAAAUUAUAUAUACACAGAUUUUUGAGCUGGUUUAGUCAGACUCCGUGGUGCCUUUGCAGCAAAGCUGGAAUGAGUCAUGUGCAGUUAGAAGUGGGAUAGCUCUGACUCACUGCUGUGCUGCCCACCAGCUCCUCGCCAAAGAGAUGCCAGACAGCAGUUUUCCACGAGGGCUGGGAAGCUGUGAGGUUUUCCCCAAGGGCUGCCAUCCUCCUGAUGACAUCAAGGAUCUACUUGCUUGAUGACAUCAAGGGUUUACCCCUGGAAUUGUCCUUUCCCUGUUUGCAGCAAGAACCAGUGCCUGUCAAGCAGGGUUUGUUGUUCUUGUGGCUCUGUUGUGUCUCUGAUGUGUUACACCUUGCACCUUUCAGAAGAAGAUUGAGAAGGUUGAGGUUUUUUGUGCUAAGG
Messenger RNA from Sturnus vulgaris (Common starling), 2361 nucleotides. The record is from RefSeq and is a predicted model, not a curated record. NCBI's taxonomy places the organism in Eukaryota, Metazoa, Chordata, Aves, Passeriformes, Sturnidae.